Molecule: messenger RNA, 477 nt
Organism: Zingiber officinale
Lineage: Eukaryota; Viridiplantae; Streptophyta; Magnoliopsida; Zingiberales; Zingiberaceae
Product: probable UDP-N-acetylglucosamine--peptide N-acetylglucosaminyltransferase SEC
Exons: 7
Coding region: 1-477 (158 amino acids)
Biological process (GO): protein O-linked glycosylation
Molecular function (GO): protein binding; protein N-acetylglucosaminyltransferase activity
Source: RefSeq, a predicted model, not a curated record
AUGCAGGUUCUUCAUAACAUUACUGUUGCAGAAUACUUUCACUGGAAUAUGCUACGAAACCUUGCUGGCAUCUAUUAUGAACAAAGUCAACUUGACAUGGCAAUUCUGCAUUACAAGCAAGCUAUCAACUGUGAUUCUACCUUUAUUGAAGCUUACAAUAAUCUGGGGAAUGCUCUCAAAGACGUUGGACAUGCUCUCAAAGACGCUGGACAUUAUAGGUCAUGCUUUGCUUUACAACCUAACCAUCCACAAGCAUUGUCAAGCCUUGGCAGCAUAUACAUGGAUUGCAACAUGAUGAGUGUUCCUACAUCAUUCUAUAAGGCAACUUUAGCAGUUACAACAGGGAUAUCUGCGCUCUUCAACAACUUGGCUAUUAUAUACAAGCAACAGGUAGAGAUACAGUUAGAAUGCCAUCUAGACUGCUAUGAGAUUGAAGUGAGAAGGAUCAUCAGUGAUGGAUGGUCAUUGACCAUUUAG